GCAAAUUUCCCGCCAUCAGAGCAGCACUUCUGGUGUCUGGUCGGCGUGUGCGGGGACUGUAGAAAGUAGACACACAAAACAAGUAUAAUAACUAUUUUAGGCUUUGUUCGUUUUACUUGUCAAUCGCAGGGUCCAUUGUCGAAACAUGCCUUCUACAAACGAUUGGAUUAACAACCCUCUGGGUGUGGUGGAGGAGAUGUUUGGUGCGUCCCAGAACAGUUCUGAUUCCGGAUGGGAAGCGAAAGUAACCGAGUUCUUCAGACAGCGACUGAUGGAAAAGGACGCUCAUACAUGGGUCCCAUCCUUGAACGAUGUCCCUCUGCAUUACCUGAAGCCCAACAGUCUUGUGAAGUUCCGCUGUUUAAUUCAAGACAUGUUCGAUCCCGAGUUCUACAUGGGAGCAUACGACACGGUGGACCCUUCCACCAAGGCCAAAGUCUUGAGGUGUGGAAAGUACAAAGACGUCACUGAAUGCGGGGUGGAUCUGGAUUCUGCCAAUAUGGUGACUUCUGAGAGACAGACCUUCUACUGUGUUCCCAUACCUGGAGAAAGUCCCUGGGUGAAGGAAAGCUACGCCGGUACCUGUCAGGCCCGGGUGGUUCCCUCCACCUCCUACGUCCCCAGCAGACAGAAGCGCAGCUACGAAGACGACGACGAAGACGACAUGGACACCCAGCCCCAGGCGCAGGGCCACGCACACAACGGGACCCCAGCGGCCGCCGAGGCGCAGGGCAACGGUGACAGUAAACGCCAGGAGACGGAAGCCCCCUCCGGGCAGAAGGCAUCGAGCCCCCCUCUGGACCUCAACUUCCCCCUGCCUGGGGAGCAGGGCCCCGCCUGCCUGGUCAAGGUGUACGCGGACUGGGACAGCUUCAAGCUCAACGACACCCUGGAGGUGUACGGGAUCCUCUCUGUUAGCCCCGCGCUGAGCGCACUGAGCGACCAGAAUGACACGUCCUCCUCGCUGAUCCUGGACCCCGCCGAGUGCAUGGAGACGGCCGAGGAGCUACGGGUCCACAGCCCCCCCGCCUCCCUGGUCCCCCGCCUCCACCUCAUCCACACCCAGCGCCUGACUCACAACAACCCUCUGCUGCCCCCUGCUGCCCUGGAGGACAGCGCUGCAUCGCUGGCGGCCACGCUGGGCGAGAUGGUGUCGGUCCGCGCGGAGCUGCUGGCCUACUUCACUCAGCUUCUCCUGGGGGACGUGCUGGCAGCGGAGUACCUCCUGCUGCACCUCAUCUCCAACGUGUACGCCCGGCGGGACGUCAUCCCGCUGGGCAAGUUCACGCUGAACCUGAGCGGCUGUCCCGCGGCGGCCGGCCCCGCCUACACGGAGCAGCUGUACCGCGCCCUGCAGCAGCUCGUCCCCAGCGCGUACCGCCUCAGCAUGACUCUGCAGAACAUGAACCAGCUGCGGCUGGUUCCCAGGAAGGACUACGUGGCCAACCGGCUGCAGAGCGGAGCGCUGCAGCUGGCCGCCAACACCUCCCUGUACCUGGACGAGACCCAGCUGGAGCAGGGCCAGCUCGACCCCGCAGGCGUGCGUAACAUCACCGCCCUGGGGAACGUCAUCUCGUGGCAGAAGGUGGACUAUGACUUCAACUACCACCAGAUGGAAUUCCCCUCCAACAUCAACGUGCUGAUCGCUUCGGAGGGCCGGUCGCUGCUGCCGUCGGACUGCCACGUUCACCUGCAGCCUCAGGUCACGCCCCCCAACAUGGAGGCCUACCUGGGCUCCGCCCUCGCGGCCCAGUCGUCCUCCCACCUCAACAAGUUCCGUCUCUACCUGACGAUGGCCCGCACCCUGGACUACAGCAUCUCGGAGGAGGUCACCAAGGCCGUUGAGGAUGACUUCGUGGACAUGAGGAAGGACGACCCGCAGAGCAUCUCUGCCGACGACCUCCAUAGCCUGCUGGUUGUAGCCAGGUUGUUGUGUCUCAGCCUGGGCCAGAGCGCUCUGUCCACGGACGCCUGGAGCAGGGCCAAGCACAUCGAGACCCUGCGCAAGAGCCGGAGCGAGCCGCAAGGAUGCCUCAACGGCAACGAGCCCUGAUGGGAGUAUCGGACGCCGACUGAUGGUGACGAGUUGUUUUGAUUCAAAGGUUCCAGAAAUGUUUUGUAAUAAAGUUGUUUUUCAUGUUU
Gadus macrocephalus (Pacific cod) is the source of this 2142-nucleotide messenger RNA. RefSeq names its product minichromosome maintenance complex binding protein (gene mcmbp). Lineage: Eukaryota; Metazoa; Chordata; Actinopteri; Gadiformes; Gadidae. The transcript is spliced from 16 exons. The coding region runs from base 146 to 2053 and encodes 635 amino acids. Gene Ontology annotation, biological process: DNA-templated DNA replication. Gene Ontology annotation, molecular function: chromatin binding. The record is from RefSeq and is a predicted model, not a curated record.